Molecule: messenger RNA, 2226 nt
Organism: Diplodia corticola
Lineage: Eukaryota; Fungi; Ascomycota; Dothideomycetes; Botryosphaeriales; Botryosphaeriaceae
Product: bactericidal permeability-increasing protein
Exons: 2
Coding region: 1-2226 (741 amino acids)
Molecular function (GO): lipid binding
Source: RefSeq, a predicted model, not a curated record
AUGUCGUCCUGCUUCGGCUUCCGCAAGUCGCGCGCUGAAGAUCGCCAGCCGCUGCUGCCCCAGUACCGUGAUGACACGGUCCUGCAGAGGGAGCUGCACCAGAAGCUGCACUCGUAUCAGAUGAUGCGGGCCCUCUCCAAGGGAUACAUGCCGUCCAAUGAGCAGGUCAUCAUCAAUAUCCGCACCUUGCUGGCGUCUGAUGUCCUCAACCCUGGCGAGCACGACCUGAGCAACUCUGGCCGUCUGCUGGUCAAGUUCACGAAGCAAUGGCUUACUGAGUUCCUCGAGUUGCUGCAGCACAAAAACAGCAGCGACCAGAUUCAGGACUUCAUCUGGUUCUUGUCCAAGUCGAAGCUCUCGGUCGACGUUGAUGACAUCGCUUCCAGAGCAACCAAGGCGAAAUCGAAAGCGGACACUGCCGCAGCCUACAGAAGCCUCCAGACCGUCGGCUCGUUGUUGCUCACAAACUCAGACUUCCGCCUGUUUCUUGCCGACGUCAAUGUUAUCGGACGCGAAGUCUUCAAGGACACAGCAUUCAAGCUGUCCGAUGUGGCCGAGGCCGCAGGCAAGAAGCUCGAGCCGUCCGACCAAGAGCAACAAACUCUGAAAGAGCCGGGUGCAGACGACGGUCCGCCACCCACCAACGAAGACCUUGAGCAAGAUGUUGCCGAAUUCUCCAAGGUCAUCAGCAAUGGUGCAACCGAUGUGGCCAAGGAAGCAGGACACAGCCUGGCCGACCAUGUCAGCGGUGAUGAAAAGGAUACGAUGCUCUACCGCCUGAAGCAAGCAGUUCUGAAGCUGAGGAAGCGAAACGACUAUUCCGACUCGGUAUCCACCCUCUCGCUGCUGGUUCAGCGAUACGCCCUGGUGUACUCUCGUGCUGUGCAAGAAACCGUGAACACCGUUCAAGAUGAUGUCAAUGAGAAUGAUGCUAUGGACCGAGCAAUCAAGAACUUCUGGUUGUUCCUGACCUCUUUUGGAGACAGAAAGGCUUGGGAAGACCUGGAGGACAAGUUCAAGAAAAUCAUGGAGCACAGCAAGAACGACCCAGAAUUCGAGGACCUGAUGCUCGACAUGGGCAACUCACUCCAGAAGCUCCUCACUGACCCUGAAUUCCUGGAACAUGCCGAUGAGAAGUUUCAAGCCCUCCGGGAGAAGGCUCGUGGCGUUGGCACAGACUCGUCCUUGCGCACGGAUGUGGAUGAAUUCCUUGGCCAGAUCCAGACCACUUUCGAGGCCGUCUCGCAUGACGAGGACAUUGCCAAACUCAUGCGGACAUCCAUGCAGAUUGUGCACAUACUCUCUCCAAAGUACCAGUAUACCAACGGAGAGCUAGUGACAGACGCCAUUAACGUUUUUGUGCCUCUUCUCAUCCAGGCAGUUCAGUACGUGCCGAUCCCGCGCUUGGAGGUUUCGAGUCCCGAAAUAGACCUGCUACUCGAGAACUUGAUCGUGGAACCGGGAAAAACAGUCAACCACACAUCUUUCCUGCCGUACAAGUUCCGGGUGGAGACAUACAACGACCUCGAAAUCCGCAAGGCUCGCUUCCGGACCACUUCAUCGGUAUCCUCGCAAGUCACGGUCAAAAUCGACGGCCUCUCUAUGCGGGCUGAUGAAGUCGGCUUCUGGCUGCGGGCCCACUCAGGCAUAUUCCGGCUUGCCGACGCGGGGAUUGCAUCGUUCGCCCUCGAUGAACGUGGGCUGGAUAUCCACAUGGACAUUGAAGUGGGCCGUGAUCGUCUUGAGAAGAUCCUUUCCCUCAAAGCGGUGCGCGUCCACAUCCACAAGCUCAACUACACGCUACGCAAGAGCAAGCUAUCCAUAUUCGGCUGGCUAUUGAAACCCCUGCUCCGCCCAAUUAUCCGCAAGGUAGCGGAAAAGCAGCUCGCUAACGCCAUUGCCGACGCAAUGCAUGCAGCCAACCGCGAAGUGGUCUUUGCGCGCGAGCGCCUGCGCGCCACGCAGAUCGCCAGUCCGGAGGAUCUCCGCACGUUCUUCAAGGCUGUGGCUGCAAGGCUGACACCGGAGGCUGACCCCGACCUGUACACGCGCGUCGGCGUGGCGGAGCCGGGCAAGGGCAUCUUCAAGGGUGUGUACGCGCCGGGAAGCGUGGUCAAGCUCUGGGAGGAAGAGGCAGCCCAGGCCGCAGAGAGAGUUGACGAAUACAGAGAGGAUGGAUGGCGCAACGAGAUCUUCGACACUCACACAAGAAACAUGAUGCAGUGA